AUGGAAACUCAGGCCCAGGGGGAGCAAGUGACCGGCCGGAGACGCCCGCUAAAAGUGGGCGCAGUGCUUUCUGGUCCACCCAGUGUCUGCCCACACGCCACCUCCUUCGCGCUCAUUAAGUGGGCCCUGAAAGCGAAGCAGGUCCCAGGGUCCCUGGCCCAGCCUGCCUGGCCUCCCGGCCCCAGGCCGCGGCCAACAUCUGACAAACAUCAGCCUCCGCACGGCGGCCACAGGCUGCGAGGAGGGGCCGCCCCGGCCUCUGAGCUGCUCGCCGGAGACGCCCCAAGUUUCUUCUUUGUUCUUCUGGAACCAGGCUCAAGCCAAACCCCUCCAUCCCGCGGGGAAUCUGGAGCUGAUCUCGCCCAGGAACUAGGUGGGAAGCCGAGCCGCCCCGGUUCUCAGCAUUUCCUCCUCCCGAAACACCAGGCGUCUCCCUCCAGUUCCAAAAAUCUGCAGAGGGAGGGACCUCACAGCCACCGACACCCCAUCAAGAGCCAGAAACUCGCCGACGUGUGCACAGCAAUGCUGAGAGCUGCCUGCUACGGUCCCAUUUCACAGAUGGAGAAACGGCCCUGCCUAAGCUGGGGAACUGCCCAAGGGCACCACCCAUUCCGUCUGCAAGCCGUCCUCCAGCACAUUUUAAAAAGGAAGAAAGUGACCGUCUACGGGAAAUGGAAGGCCAGAGUCACCAGCCGAAGAAAGAAGGAGAGUGAACCAGGACUGUUACCACGGGCCUCGCCCACAGACGACACGGCGUCUCCUCGCGGCCCGGGCUCGGGGGUGGCCGGGUUCAUCAAGCUGCCUCUGAAGUGGUGGAGAUGUCCCCGUCCCCAUCCCCACGGUGACAGUGAAUCCCUCAUGCAGGGAAGCCACUGUUACUCAGAUAAUUAAUUGCCACUCGGACGUGACAGAGACCACCGUGGGGAUGUGCGGGGUGUACUGGGGGGCGUGGAAACCGAGCAGCGGCAAGGAGGAGAGGCCGGGGUGCGGAGGGCUUCCUGGAGGAGGGGACGCCCUGCCUCCUCCCUGCCGCCCACUAGCCCUAACCGGCCCACCCUGCCGGCGCCUCUUUCCCUGGCCCCUGCGCCCGCCCCCCCCCCAGUCCUGC
Ictidomys tridecemlineatus (thirteen-lined ground squirrel) is the source of this 1108-nucleotide messenger RNA. Lineage: Eukaryota; Metazoa; Chordata; Mammalia; Rodentia; Sciuridae. The record is from RefSeq and is a predicted model, not a curated record.